UUCAUAAAACAUAUGUACAUCAUUGAAGAAAUCCAUUCAAGAUAUUAAAGAAAAACAGAAAAAAAAGAAAAUCCAUUGAUUUUGACAACAACAAGUAAAAAAGCAAGCAAGCAAGAUCCCGCAGCUGGAUAAGCGUCAACUUCGCUUCAGAGAAAAAGUUUCAACGAACCGAGAAAAUACUUUUAAAGGCGAAUUUUCCAGGGAACAAUCAAAGCACAACGCUUCAAUCGCAAUAGUUUCAAAUGCUUCGUUUUACGGGUAAAGUGCUUCAUCGUGGCACGCGCAUCAGCCACCAACUGGUGGGUCUGGGGUCGCGCUACUAUGCCAAGGAUGUGAAGUUUGGUCCCGAGGUGCGGGCGAUGAUGCUGCAGGGCGUCGAUGUGCUGGCGGAUGCUGUGGCCGUGACUAUGGGGCCCAAAGGACGCAAUGUGAUCAUUGAACAGCCCUGGGGGUCGCCAAAGAUCACGAAAGACGGUGUAACUGUGGCCAAAUCCAUUGCGCUGAAGGAUAAAUUUCAAAAUAUUGGCGCGAAACUGGUGCAGGACGUGGCCAACAAUACGAACGAGGAGGCUGGCGAUGGCACCACAACAGCUACGGUUCUGGCACGUGCCAUUGCCAAGGAGGGCUUCGAGAAAAUCUCACGGGGUGCCAAUCCGGUGGAGAUACGACGUGGCGUCAUGCUGGCCAUUGAGACGGUUAAGGAGAAUCUGAAGAAUAUGUCGCGGCCGGUGAAUACGCCCGAGGAGAUCGCGCAGGUGGCCACCAUAUCGGCCAACGGCGACAAGUCGGUGGGCAAUCUGAUCAGCGAAGCCAUGAAAAAGGUGGGUCGUGACGGCGUUAUUACCGUGAAGGAUGGCAAGACCCUCAUCGAUGAGCUGGAAGUGAUCGAGGGCAUGAAGUUCGAUCGGGGCUACAUUUCGCCGUACUUCAUCAACUCUUCCAAGGGCGCCAAGGUGGAGUUUCAGGACGCACUCCUGCUUUUCUGCGAGAAGAAAAUCAAGUCGGCGCCGAGCAUUGUCCCUGCCCUGGAGCUGGCCAAUGCCCAACGCAAGCCGCUGGUGGUCAUAGCCGAAGACAUUGAGGGAGAGGCGCUCAGCACCAUGGUAGUGAACCGUCUCAAGGUUGGACUGCAGGUGUGCGCUGUGAAGGCGCCUGGCUUUGGCGACAACCGCAAGGACACGCUCAACGAUAUGGCCGUAGCCACUGGUGGUAUUGUUUUUGGUGAUGAAGCUAAUCUGGUGCGUCUUGAGGAUGUCAAAAUGAGCGACUUUGGACGCGUUGGUGAGGUUGUUGUGACCAAAGACGAUACCAUGUUGCUGAAGGGUGCUGGACAGCGAGAGCGCAUCGAUAAGCGCAUUGAGGACCUGCGCGAGUGCAUUAAGGAGACGAAGUCGAACUAUGAAAAGGAGAAAAUGCAGGAGCGUUUGGCCCGACUCUCCUCGGGCGUGGCUCUUUUACGUGUGGGCGGCUCCAGCGAUGUAGAGGUGAACGAGAAAAAGGAUCGCGUUCACGAUGCUCUCAACGCGACCCGCGCUGCCGUCGAGGAAGGCAUUGUACCGGGCGGGGGAACAGCCUUGCUUCGUUGCAUUAGCAAGCUGAACGAUGUGAAGGGUUUGAACGAGGACCAAACCAUGGGCAUCGAGAUAAUUCGUCGUGCUCUGCGCAUGCCUUGCCUCACCAUAGCCAAGAAUGCGGGUGUGGAUGGCGCCAUGGUUGUGGCCAAGGUUGAAAUACUAGAUGGAGACUACGGCUACGACGCUUUGAAGGGCGAAUAUGGCAACAUGAUCGAGCGCGGCAUCAUUGAUCCCACAAAGGUGGUGCGCACCGCCAUUACAGAUGCCGCUGGUGUGGCUUCCCUACUUACCACUGCCGAGGCUGUUGUCACCGAGCUGCCACUCGAGGAGGCCAAUGCCAUAGGCGGUGGAGGCAUGGGUGGCAUGGGCGGUAUGGGCGGCAUGGGAGGCAUGGGUGGCCUCGGCAUGUAAACCAUCAUACCCAACACUAACAAACCAACACCAAGAUCUGCUCUUACAACACUCUUCUACACUAAAAGCGUCCGACCUUCUGCACAUUUUUACAAAUUUUCAGUCGUACUCUUUACUUUUUACAAAAUGCGCUGCCCUACACUGCUUACUAAUGAAUUGUUGUAUCACACUUAACAACACUAAACUAAUCUAGCCUUUUAGAAAAGCAACUUGACUCAACAUUUUUGCCGCCUUCUGUACACGUCGCUAAAAAAUUCAGACAAGUAACUGUAAUUUUAAUCUAUUUAACUAUAAUCGCCAAUAAUUGUCAGUAACGGUUUCAAUUCAAAAUAAAUGUGUGAAUUGAAAUUAAAAAAGUA
This is a messenger RNA of Scaptodrosophila lebanonensis, 2344 nucleotides long. It is a transcript of the gene Hsp60C, whose product is annotated as 60 kDa heat shock protein homolog 2, mitochondrial. Bases 243 to 1985 code for a protein of 580 amino acids. Gene Ontology annotation, biological process: mitochondrial unfolded protein response; protein refolding; protein import into mitochondrial intermembrane space. Gene Ontology annotation, molecular function: ATP binding; ATP-dependent protein folding chaperone; protein-folding chaperone binding. The transcript is spliced from 3 exons. Lineage: Eukaryota; Metazoa; Arthropoda; Insecta; Diptera; Drosophilidae. The record is from RefSeq and is a predicted model, not a curated record. Gene Ontology annotation, cellular component: mitochondrial inner membrane; mitochondrial matrix.